Messenger RNA from Marchantia polymorpha subsp. ruderalis, 889 nucleotides. The record is from the annotation of a GenBank genome assembly. NCBI's taxonomy places the organism in Eukaryota, Viridiplantae, Streptophyta, Marchantiopsida, Marchantiales, Marchantiaceae.
UUGAACUGAGAAGAAAAUGAAAUAGAUUAUUGUACUUCCAAAGUGAAGUCAGACGCAAUGCAUUCAACUGCUGGUUUCUCCUGGUUGAAUAUUGGUAGGCCGAUUCAGCAAAUCCCCACGCUGAAUGCGACCUGGUCUUAUUAUCAAUCCCCACGCCUUUCCAUUCCGUAUGACGAUUGGGAUGCUCUUGUAAUCAAUGGCUGUGAAGGUUGGCGUUUUAAAAGGGAAGAUUAUAAAUGCUACUCCAUUUCAGAAGUGCGCUGCCGACUCGAAGACCAGCCAUAAAAACAAGGAUGAGUCUCUUGUCCACAAGUAUGGAUGCAGUUGAAGGAUCACGGUUUCAAUUACCAUGGCACAGAAGUCAUGUAUAGUGGUGUCUUGGGCACAGAACUUACGUGUGAAAUUUACAUCGGCUGUGUGUACUAUCAAAGACUUCGUCAUAUGGUUGGAGACAAGUAUCAGGUGAGAUCCACUGGUGCUGUGAAUCCUGUGACACGACAGCCUGUUAAAGGGCGAAAGUUUGGAAGUGGUAUUCGUUUCGGAGAGAUGGAGCGAGAUUCGUUACAUGCUCAUGGUGCAGCGUACUUGUUGCAUGAUAGGCUACAUACUUGCUCAGACUAUCCAACUGCGGACAUUUGUGUUCGAUGUGGAAGUCUGUUGCCUACCCCACCUGUAAUUCAGCAGAAGAGCAGUGCAGCUUUUGCUAUGGAAUUAGGGUCAAGUAAAGAGAGCAAAGUCAUCUGUAGAGUGUGCAAUUCAAGUCGGGAUAUUGAGCUUGUGGCCAUGCCUUACGUUUUCAGAUAUCCUGCCUCAGAGUUGGCAGCCAUGAAGAUCAAAUUAACACUUACAAUUAGCAAUGGCUGAUAUAUAAAAGUAUAUCUAUUUUCAG